UGAAACCCUCGGAAUCCUCCCCAAACAGAAACAACCACCGCUGCCAGCUGCGCGCUCGGGGCAAAAGACGUUGCGCCCCCGCCGAUUGCCGGUGGCGGCAGUCCCGGCACCAGGUGCCGGGUGGUCAGUCCCGGUACGCAGCCACGGCGAGAACCCGGCCCUGCUAAGGGAGAAGGGAAGCCGUUUCCCGCGGGCUUCAUACAGACACGAUGCUAAGACAGCCCGAGUCGCGGACCAGUCCAACAGGCAGGCGGAUCAGUGGGCAGCCCGCGUGCGCGAGGACCCCGAUGGCGGCGCCGGGUGGCGGGAAGGAGGAAGUUUCAAAGCCAGCUUGACCUGGUUGUGGCCGCUGGGCGAGAUGAAGCUACACUGUGAGGUGGAGGUGAUCAGCCGGCACUUGCCCGCCUUGGGGCUUAGGAACCGGGGCAAGGGCGUCCGAGCCGUGUUGAGCCUCUGUCAGCAGACUUCCAGGAGUCAGCCGCCGGUCCGAGCCUUCCUGCUCAUCUCCACCCUGAAGGACAAGCGCGGGACCCGCUAUGAGCUAAGGGAGAACAUUGAGCAAUUCUUCACCAAAUUUGUAGAUGAGGGGAAAGCCACUGUUCGGUUAAAGGAGCCUCCUGUGGAUAUCUGUCUAAGUAAGGCCAAUUCCAGCAGUUUAAAAGGUUUCCUUUCAGCUAUGAGACUGGCUCAUAGAGGCUGUAAUGUUGAUACACCAGUUUCAACGCUCACACCAGUGAAGACUUCAGAAUUUGAAAACUUUAAAACUAAAAUGGUUAUCACAUCCAAAAAAGACUAUCCUCUAAGUAAGAAUUUUCCAUAUUCCUUGGAACAUCUUCAGACUUCUUACUGUGGGCUUGUCCGAGUUGAUAUGCGUAUGCUUUGCUUAAAAAGCCUUAGGAAAUUAGACUUGAGUCACAACCAUAUAAAAAAGCUUCCAGCUACAAUUGGAGACCUCAUACACCUUCAAGAACUUAACCUGAAUGACAAUCACUUGGAGUCAUUUAGUGUAGCCUUGUGUCAUUCUACACUCCAGAAGUCACUUCGGAGUUUGGACCUCAGCAAGAACAAAAUCAAGGCACUCCCUGUGCAGUUUUGCCAGCUCCAGGAACUUAAGAAUUUAAAACUUGACGAUAAUGAAUUGAUUCAAUUUCCUUGCAAGAUAGGACAACUAAUAAACCUUCGCUUUUUGUCAGCAGCUCGAAAUAAGCUUCCAUUUUUGCCUAGUGAAUUUAGAAAUUUAUCCCUUGAAUACUUGGAUCUUUUUGGAAAUAUUUUUGAACAACCAAAAGUCCUUCCAGUAAUAAAGCUGCAAGCACCAUUAACUUUAUUGGAAUCUUCUGCACGAACCAUAUUACAUAAUAGGAUUCCAUAUGGCUCUCAUAUCAUUCCAUUCCAUCUCUGCCAAGAUUUGGAUACCGCAAAAAUUUGUGUUUGUGGAAGAUUCUGUCUGAACUCUUUCAUUCAAGGAACUACUACCAUGAAUCUGCAUUCUGUUGCCCACACUGUGGUCUUAGUAGAUAAUUUGGGUGGUACUGAAGCACCUAUUAUCUCUUAUUUCUGUUCUCUAGGCUGUUAUGUAAAUUCCUCUGAUAUGUUAAAGUAAUGGGUGAGACCAGAAAAAGAAAUUUCAAUAACAGAUCAGUUUGGGGUGCAUGUAUGAUUUUGCAGCGUCAAAUUGGAGUAAGGGAAGAUUUCUGUAUACUUGCUGGAGAGGAGGAAUGUGUAUAGUUACUCAUUUAGAUGACUCCAAAACUUUUAUUAAAACCAAUUUUAAUUUUA
Molecule: messenger RNA, 1779 nt
Organism: Gorilla gorilla gorilla (western lowland gorilla)
Lineage: Eukaryota; Metazoa; Chordata; Mammalia; Primates; Hominidae
Gene: LRR1
Product: leucine rich repeat protein 1
Exons: 4
Coding region: 359-1603 (414 amino acids)
Cellular component (GO): cytoplasm
Molecular function (GO): protein binding
Source: RefSeq, a predicted model, not a curated record